AUGCAAAGAUGUGUAAUAUACACAUAUGGAUUAAUAAUUGUAUUAAUUUCUUACACACACUGCUCUGAUAAACCAGAUGCUAAACUAGAUGAUAAACUAGAUGAUAACGCAGAUGAAAAUGCCUCUAGUAACAUAUAUGAUAUCAUAGAUUUCAUUCAAGAUCAACCUACUCCACAGGAUGGAAAAUAUUAUUUAAUAGAACCUCAUCCUGGUAAAGAUGGAAAAUUCAGAUUAGUUCCAAUUACUCAUCUGGAAUAUAUACCAGCCACACCAGAACCUACAGAACCUCUUACUGAAUCAGAAUCUCCUGGACCUUAUCAACAGUAUGGACCAGGAUAUCAACAAAUACAAUCUACACCUCAGUAUCAACAGUAUAUACCACAAUAUCAACCACAGUAUUCAGGAUAUCACACUCAACCAUAUUAUCCUGAACCACAACAGUAUCAACAACCAGAACCAAUACCACAUAUACAACCUACACAAUCAUAUGUACCAGAACCACAGCCUAAGGAUACUCAACUGGAGCCAUUACUAGAAUCUGAAUCUGAAUCUGAAUCUCCAGAAGAAGAUAAUUUUGAGGUAACAGAAACUACUGUAGAAACUAAUGAAUCUGGAGUUCAAGGUAUAUUUGAAAAAGACUAUGAACCAGUUGUUAGUCAACCAGAAUCAUUAUUAACUGAAGAUGAAAGUACUGAAACAAUAAAGCCUAAUGAACCAAAACACCCACAUCAUAGUUAUAAACAUAAUAGACCAACUCCACGUCAUGGUAAAAUAACUGAAACUAUAGUUAAACCAGAACAGGAACUAGAACCUAUGAAACAUAUGAAACCAAUAUAUCAUAAACCAGGAUAUUAUAAACAAGCUGAUACUAUUAGGAAAAAAUCUGAAAGCACUAAAAUAUGUAAACAAAUUACUUUUAUUAAGAAAGAUGAAAUGGGUAAUUUUGUCGAAAUGGAUAAUCUUGAUUUUGACAUAGAUUACGAGGUAAAGACUACGAUUAAAUAUUCAUUCAAAACUAAUCUAGAAAUAAUCUAUUGUGACGGUGAGAUAGUUUAUACUCAUGAUAUUGGAACUGAAUAUCCUGUAUCAUUAAAAUACAGUAAAUUUAUGGGAAGGUUCAUUAUGCAAUUAAGAAAGGAUUUUCUUUUCAUCAGAUACUUAGAUGACAGAUGGUUAGUAAAAACUAGAAAAAUUCCAGACUAUAUAAAAAUAUUCACACAAGAUGAUCAAGGGAAUUACAUUGAACUGACUCCAGAACACUGCAAUAUUGAUAUAACUUCAACUGGAUCAUUUAAAUAUAAUGUUGAUUCAUUAAAAUGUACCAGAAUUGAAUAUUAUAAUGAACUAGUUUGGGAUAAAAGGAUUAAGAGAGGUUAUCCAAUGACAAUAUGUUAUAGUCUUAAAAUAUCAUUUAUGAUUUAUUUCAAAGGAUAUGUUUCUUUAUAUGAAAGAAUAAAUGGAAUGUUUUAUUUAAAACAUAUUAGAAGUAAUAGAACAAAGGGAUCCUAG
Molecule: messenger RNA, 1509 nt
Organism: Theileria annulata
Lineage: Eukaryota; Apicomplexa; Aconoidasida; Piroplasmida; Theileriidae
Product: Theileria-specific sub-telomeric protein, SVSP family
Exons: 1
Coding region: 1-1509 (502 amino acids)
Source: RefSeq, a predicted model, not a curated record